CGAAAAGACUAUUUUAUUAAAUGGUUUUUCGGUGAAACAAAAUAGUAAUGGUUUUACUUCUUACACAGCAGGGGAGAAAAGAGUAGGUGGAGCUCAAGAGAUAUUUAUUGGCAAUUAUCAAUUGACCGAAAGGCAAGCAAAAGAAUUAGAGUUUUUUCAGUGA
Molecule: messenger RNA, 163 nt
Organism: Racocetra persica
Lineage: Eukaryota; Fungi; Glomeromycota; Glomeromycetes; Diversisporales; Gigasporaceae
Source: the annotation of a GenBank genome assembly